Molecule: messenger RNA, 1809 nt
Organism: Phytophthora nicotianae INRA-310
Lineage: Eukaryota; Oomycota; Peronosporomycetes; Peronosporales; Peronosporaceae
Product: TKL/MLK/MLK protein kinase
Exons: 1
Coding region: 1-1809 (602 amino acids)
Biological process (GO): protein phosphorylation
Molecular function (GO): ATP binding; protein kinase activity
Source: RefSeq, a predicted model, not a curated record
AUGUGUACUCGCCGUUUACCCACACUCUUCCUGCGUUUCUUAGUAUCGUUCGCGAUUCGAAUAGGUCCUGGACAUGCUCUCUCUGGUAUUGAGCAAAUCGUCGAUUUUAGCCAAGUCUCUCAACCUCCAACUCCUUCGACACUUAACUCGGCCCUCACUGAUAUUGUGGAAACAGUGGCCAACUUCGAGAGGCUCCCGCACGGCCUGCAGCGGGCUAUACUUUGGAGCGCUGGAUGGGUACAAGCAAUUCCCCGUUCUGGACGCCCCACGGACGGCUCAGCUCACUACGUGCAGGCUUACGUAAAAUGUGAUGGCACCAUGAACAUGAACAGCGUUCUCCUGUCUUCUUCGAUCUUCGAUGAUUCAACAUCAUGCAAACUUAAUGAGAAGUGCAACAACAGCGCCAUCGUCUUCACGGAGUCGACGUGUGAUCCAAGUUACGUUGAAUCCAGGGCAGCGUGUGCUGUCAGCCCUGAAAGUCAAUCUUGGGAAUUCACUCUUGAGCAAAAGAAUGGCCCAAUAUGGUCCAAAGACAGCGACAUUAACGGCAGCUUCGACCCUCAAUUGUUCCAGUUCGACGGUAGUGACAGCAACGCAACAAUCUACCUGUUGGCACAAACUAGUUCCUGGAUUAUGGACGACAACACGUGUCCAAACGAAGUGCAAUUCAUUGCACCAUGUCGACAAGUAUCUGGCUCCGAAGUUAGUGAGCAUACCUGGUGCGAGCCUGAAAUUGAGGAUACAUUACGGGCUAUGGUACAAACACUCAAGAGUACAUUUCCAGACACUGGUAACGAUGAGUCACCGGACGGGCUAACGAUCGUCGCGAUUACCACUAUGUGUAUCUUUCUGCUGUGCAUAAUAACCUUGGGAUUCAUUGCUAUUCGUCGGCUCCGCUUCAGAGCUGAUCAAGGUCAAACUGGUUUGUGGGACGAUGACAUCAUCACAGCGAAUCGCCUGCCACGAGAAAAAGUCCGUAUUCUCACGCUUAUCAGUCACGGAGCCUUCGGUGAGGUAUAUGCUGGGAUCUACAAUAACGAGCAAGUCGCGGUCAAGAUGCUACUACCGAGCACCCGUCGGGACAUGAAACUUGUGAACGGGUUUUUGAUUGAGGCAAAAUUGACAGCUACUAUGGACCACCCUCGUAUCGUCACAUUCAUUGGUAUCGCGUGGGACUCCCUUUCCGAUCUGUGCGUGGUAAUGGAAUUCAUGGAGGGUGGAGACUUACGCACGCUCUUGACCAACUAUAAGCAAAAGCAACAUCCUGUUGGGUUUGAUCGUGAGAAGGUCACUAUCGCACUACACGUGUGCCACGCGCUUACAUAUUUGCAUUCCUUGGAACCUCCACUCAUCCAUCGGGACUUGAAGUCAAGAAACAUUUUGCUGAACGACAUGCACGAAGCCAAACUAACAGACUUCGGGAUUUCGCGAGAGCGACUUGAUCGAACUAUGACUGCUGGUGCGGGAACAUCGCUGUGGAUGGCUCCGGAGGUGAUGACGGGCGAACAUUACGACACUAAAGCGGAUAUCUUCUCGUUUGGAGUCGUGCUGAGUGAAUUGGACACCCACACUCUACCAUACGCCCAGGCGAGACAGGAGAUGCAGCUGUCACAUGGGCGACAAAUGACGGACGCCACUCUUCUGCAAAAAGUGGCCAUGGGAAAUGUUACGGUAGAGUUUUCAGAUGUAGGUCCGAAGUCACUGACAGAUCUUGGCUGCGCUUGCAUAUCGGUAGACCCGACCUUGCGACCUAGUGCAGCUGAAGUUCUGUUCAAGCUUCAGGUUAUCCUGUCGAAGGAGCUAGCGUAA